Messenger RNA from Gorilla gorilla gorilla (western lowland gorilla), 2678 nucleotides. It is a transcript of the gene ID1, whose product is annotated as inhibitor of DNA binding 1. Gene Ontology annotation, biological process: negative regulation of transcription by RNA polymerase II; cell differentiation; circadian regulation of gene expression. The transcript is spliced from 2 exons. NCBI's taxonomy places the organism in Eukaryota, Metazoa, Chordata, Mammalia, Primates, Hominidae. Gene Ontology annotation, cellular component: cytoplasm; nucleus. The coding region runs from base 1799 to 2266 and encodes 155 amino acids. Gene Ontology annotation, molecular function: transcription regulator activity; protein dimerization activity. The record is from RefSeq and is a predicted model, not a curated record.
GAGUCUCACUGUCGCGAGGCUGGAGUGCAGUGGUGCGAUCUCGGCUCACUGCAACCUCCGCCUCCCAGGUUCAAGCAAUUCUCCUGUCUCAGCCUCCCGAGUAGCUGGGAUUACAGGCCAACGCUACCAUGCCCGGCUAAUUUUUGUAUUUUUAGUAGAGAUGGGGUUUCACCAUAUUGGUCAGGCUGGUCUCGAACUCCUGACCUCAGGCAAUCCACCCGCCUCGGCCUCCCAAAUUGUUGGGAUUACAGGCGUGAGCCACCGCGCAGGCCUUCAUUUUUUAAAAUAAGAAAUAAAUGAAAAAAGAUGAUCAAGACAAACUCUUCAUACAGUGCCCGGUGUACAAAGUAAGAAAUUAACAAUGGUCACGUUUGUGAUUAUUAUUUAAAUACCAAGCAGAUAUUAAAUAUUAGGGCUCAGAGAGGGCAUGCGACCCGCCUGAAUUCACUCAGCUGCAGAGCUGGAAAGAGAACUCAGGCCUUUUUCCCCACGCUGGAAGGGGUAGCUGGGGCGGAGAGGUGGGGGGAGCGGUGAAGAAACCCCAAGCGGCCCAAGCUGUGGGUCUGGGUUGGGAGACUCGCAGGUGUCGGGCGGGGAGGUAAGGUGACCCUUGCCCAGCGACCGCGCCCGCGAGAAACGCAUUCCCAGGCCUCCCGCCCGGGGUCUGCGGGUGACGGGCUAGGGGGAGCAAGGGAACUAGCUAGCCCAGUUUGUCGUCUCCAUGGCGACCGCCCGCGCGGCGCCAGCCUGACAGUCCGUCCGGGUUUUAUGAAUGGGUGACGUCACAAGCCUGGCGUCUAACGGUCUGAGCCGCUUGUUCAGACGCUGACACAGACCGGCCCGGGAAGGGGAGGGGGUAGACUGUAGCUCCGCAGCUGCCGCGCCGUGGGAGACCCUGCUCUGAGGUCUUUGAGAAGAAAAUUAAAAAAGCAGCCAAAAAUGGGAAAAAACAUUAAAAAAAUCACGAACUGUUGCAGGUUCAGGAAAUUUUUGCAAGGGGCUGCAAAUUCAAGGUGGAAUCGAAUGCAGCCUCACUCCACUGCGCUCUAUCUAGUUCACUUCCCAGCCACCCAGCCCCAAACUUACUAGACUUUCCCGAAUUAAUUGCUCGCACCCGGGAGGGAUAUGGGUAGGCCCUCCGGGUCUCAGGAACACGAACAGCAACAUUAUCUAGGAAUUGAGAAAGCCCAGGGGAGCAGAUAUAAAGGAGCGCCCGCUUUAAAUUUCGGUCCUGAUAUUUGUAGAUCAGGGUCCGAGCAGCAUCUUCCAAGAGGGUCCGGAAACCCAAGCUCUCUGGGCUAUCCAGAGCCAGCCGCUUCUCCGUUCGGGCCUCAAUUUCUCUCAUCUGUGAAAUGGAGCUGGAGAAGUGAGAAAGUGAAUAUGGGAAAAACUGAUUCCUGAGGUCUUUUCAUUAUAAGGCAAUGCCGGCUUAGCUUCCUUGCCUCCUUCCAGAGGAGCCCAGUGCGGCCCUCGCCUCUACCCGCUGCCCUGCCCGGUGCCCUGCCACCGACCCACCCUUGCUGUUCUGAAACUCGGGUCGUCUUUCCACACUGCGAGCAGGCACUAGACGAGCGGAGGCUGGACCUAGGAGCGCGGGUCACGCCCCCAUGCCGCCCAUUGGCUGCUUUUGAACGUUCUGAGCCCGCCCCUCCGGGGGCCGUGGCGUGUUUAUAAAAGACCAGCUGUGGCUCCGCACUCUCAUUCCACGUUCUUAACUGCUCCGUUUUCUGUAUUUGUUUCGGGUUUCCACCUCAUUCUUUCGCUUUGCCCAUUCUGUUUCAGCCAGUCGCCAAGAAUCAUGAAAGUCGCCAGUGGCAGCACCGCCACCGCCGCCGCGGGCCCCAGCUGCGCGCUGAAGGCCGGCAAGACAGCGAGCGGCGCGGGCGAGGUGGUGCGCUGUCUGUCUGAGCAGAGCGUGGCCAUCUCGCGCUGCGCCGGGGGCGCCGGGGCGCGCCUGCCUGCCCUGCUGGACGAGCAGCAGGUGAACGUGCUGCUCUACGACAUGAACGGCUGCUACUCACGCCUCAAGGAGCUGGUGCCCACCCUGCCCCAGAACCGCAAGGUGAGCAAGGUGGAGAUUCUUCAGCACGUCAUCGACUACAUCAGGGACCUGCAGUUGGAGCUGAACUCGGAAUCCGAAGUUGGGACCCCCGGGGGCCGAGGGCUGCCGGUCCGGGCUCCGCUCAGCACCCUCAACGGCGAGAUCAGCGCCCUGACGGCCGAGGCGGCAUGCGUUCCUGCGGACGAUCGCAUCUUGUGUCGCUGAAGCGCCUCCCCCAGGGACCGGCGGACCCCAGCCAUCCAGGGGGCAAGAGGAAUUACGUGCUCUGUGGGUCUCCCCCAACGCGCCUCGCCGGAUCUGGGGGCGAACAAGACCGAUCGGCGGCCACUGCGCCCUUAACUGCAUCCAGCCUGGGGCUGAGGGACUGGCGAGGAGAGGGCGCUCCUCUCUGCACACCUACUAGUCACCAGAGACUUUAGGGGGUGGGAUUCCACUCGUGUGUUUCUAUUUUUUGAAAAGCAGACAUUUUAAAAAAUGGUCACGUUUGGUGCUUCUCAGAUUUCUGAGGAAAUUGCUUUGUAUUGUAUAUUACAAUGAUCACCGACUGAGAAUAUUGUUUUACAAUAGUUCUGUGGGGCUGUUUUUUUGUUAUUAAACAAAUUUAGAUGGUGGUAAA